UGGCAUUUGAAGAGAACUAAACAAGAUCAUUCAAUUUCUUUCACAGGAUCAUCUGGACAGUGUACCACUCUAUGAUGGAUCCUUCCAAAUAUGACUAUCGUGAAAACUUUGAUAAAGUCCAUGGAAUUUUAAUGUAUAAAGAUUUUGUCAAAUAUUGGGAUGAUGUGGAAACAUUCCAGGCAAGACCAGAUGAUAUUGUCAUUGUCACCUAUCCUAGAUCUGGUACUACGUGGGCUAGUGAAAUUAUAUACCUGAUCUGUAAAGAUGGUGAUGUGGAAAAGUGCAAUGAAGAUGUAAUUUUUAAUCGAAUACCUUUCCUGGAAUGCAGAAAAGAAACGUUUUUGAAUGGAGUAAAACAAUUAAAUGAGAUGGCAUCUCCUAGAAUAUUGAAGACUCAUCUGCCACGUGAACUUCUUCCAGCCUCGUUUUGGGAAAAAAACUGUAAGAUUGUCUACAUUUGCCGAAAUGCCAAGGAUGUGGCCGUUUCUAAUUAUUAUUUCUUUCAAAUGAUAAAUUCUUAUCCAGAUCCUGGAUCUUUUCCAGAGUUUGUGGAGGAAUUCAUGCAUGGAGAAGUCCCUUACGGCUCCUGGUUUAAACAUGUAAUAUCUUGGUGGGAAGAGAGAAACAAUCCACAUGUGCUGUUUAUUUUGUAUGAAGACAUGAAAGAGGAUAUCAGAAAAGAGGUGGUAAAAUUGAUACGGUUCCUGGGGAGGAAGCCAUCAGAGGAGCUUGUGGAAAAAAUCGUACAACACACUUUAUUCCAGGAGAUGAAAAACAAUCCAUGUACCAAUUAUACAACAGUACCAGACGAAAUCAUAAAUCAAAAAGUGACACCCUUCAUAAGAAAGGGGAUUACAGGAGACUGGAAGAAUCACUUUACAGUAGCCUUGAAUGAGAGAUUUGAUGUUCACUAUGAGCAGCAAAUGAACAAGUGUACAUUGAAGUUUAGAACUGAGAUCUAAGAGUUUUCUUUUCUCACAUAUACCUAAAAUUUUAAAUUUCUUCUCAUCAUUCUUCACUUUAAAAAUUUUAGAUUGGGAGAGAAGGAGUCAUGUGAAGGAUAAUGGGUCAGGUCCACAUAUUAUUUCAUAUAUUCAUAUAAAGGACUUUUUUCUGUAUUGUCUUUUAAAUUUUAUUUCUUUUUCUUUUU
This is a messenger RNA of Galeopterus variegatus (Sunda flying lemur), 1150 nucleotides long. RefSeq names its product estrogen sulfotransferase-like. Gene Ontology annotation, cellular component: cytoplasm. The transcript has 8 exons. Gene Ontology annotation, molecular function: sulfotransferase activity. Lineage: Eukaryota; Metazoa; Chordata; Mammalia; Dermoptera; Cynocephalidae. The coding region runs from base 72 to 962 and encodes 296 amino acids. Gene Ontology annotation, biological process: sulfation. The record is from RefSeq and is a predicted model, not a curated record.